Pomacea canaliculata is the source of this 1370-nucleotide messenger RNA. Its product is annotated as chitotriosidase-1-like. NCBI's taxonomy places the organism in Eukaryota, Metazoa, Mollusca, Gastropoda, Architaenioglossa, Ampullariidae. The coding region runs from base 205 to 1263 and encodes 352 amino acids. Gene Ontology annotation, biological process: carbohydrate metabolic process; chitin catabolic process. Gene Ontology annotation, molecular function: chitinase activity; chitin binding. The record is from RefSeq and is a predicted model, not a curated record. The transcript is spliced from 9 exons. Gene Ontology annotation, cellular component: extracellular region.
AUUAGCCUUUCCAGAUGAGCCAAUUUUCUUUCUAUCGGGAUCUGAGGAAGGCCAGAGCCUCACAGCCUGAGCUGCUUGUGAAAAGAAGACAAACACCAUACUCCACAAGGGACGUGCAUUCAGCGCGACCGAUCAAAGUGUUUAGAGGCAGAUAAAGAGAAAGAGUGCACUGCACUCCUGUGUAUUAGGGGCUAUUCUCACGCUAUGUCUUUAUCCGACAGAAAAGCAGUCAUGCUAACACACCAACAAGGAAGUAUUUGCUUCACCAGGAAAUUAAGUAUCGUCAUCUACUGCUGGAGACUUUCACACACAGUUCUCUUUGUAGCAACGUUUCUAGUCAUGCAAGGGCAAGCCCUAAGCUCGCCGAUUCUGGCAUGCUACUAUCAGCCGACAGGUUACUUCCCUCCCUCCAAAGUGCCUGCCGACUUGUGCACUCACUUAAUCUAUGCCUUCGGCACCAUCACGUCCUCUGGCAGCUCGGGGCCCGGCAUCGUCCCGCCCACAGGAAGCCAGGCCUCUGCAUGGAGAACCCUGACAUCCCUCAAGACGUCGAACCCUGAUCUGAAGGUGCUUCUGUCCCUUCAGCAGGGCUUUCCUACUGUGGUAGGGAGCGAUCAAAGCAAAAUGCAAGCGUUUGCAACCAAUGCUAUCGCCCUGCUUCGCCAGUACUCGCUUGAUGGAGUAGACUUCGACUGGGAGUUUCCCUCAUCAAGUGAUCGAGCAAAUUACGCUAAUUUCCUUAGGAUUGUGCGCAGUGCAGUGCAAGAGGAGGCUCAGAAAACUGGCAGACCACCACUGCUUGUCUCCCUUGCUCUGGCCAAUAACGUGUAUACGGCAAAGGCGGCCUAUGAUUUCAAUACUUUGGCAAGUACUGUCGACUUCGCAACUGCCAUGGCUUAUGACUUCCACCUCUACAUCAAGAACAAAGAUGUGAAGACUGGUUACAACAGUCCGCUGUUUACUACACCAGGUGACCCCACGUACUUUUCAGCAUCGGCCUUGGCGAACUUUUACCUGCAGCAGGGACUGCCAGGGGAAAAGCUGUUGCUAGGCAUUCCCACCUACGGGCGUUCCUGGACGCUAGCCGAUGCUUCCAACCAUAACCUUCAUGCUCCAGCUACGGGCAAAGGUGCUCCUGGACCUGUCCGCGGCUUAACUGGAAUUUAUGCCUACCCCGACGCCUGCAAGUCAGGGGCAACAGUGGUGGAGGACAGUACAUUGGAGUGCCUACCUGUACCAGGACCUGACGUGGGUGGCAUUUGACAACACAGCGACUGUGCAAGCUAAGUGUAACUGGGCUGCUGGACAAGGUCUGGGAGGCGUUGGCGUUUGGUCCCUGGCUCUUGAUGACGUCGACGGAGUAUGUGGAG